This is a messenger RNA of Alternaria viburni, 1731 nucleotides long. RefSeq lists its product as uncharacterized. Gene Ontology annotation, biological process: inositol metabolic process; phosphatidylinositol phosphate biosynthetic process; signal transduction. The coding region runs from base 1 to 1731 and encodes 576 amino acids. The record is from RefSeq and is a predicted model, not a curated record. The transcript is spliced from 4 exons. Gene Ontology annotation, molecular function: inositol monophosphate 1-phosphatase activity. Lineage: Eukaryota; Fungi; Ascomycota; Dothideomycetes; Pleosporales; Pleosporaceae.
AUGGCAUCUCAACAAACAGACUCAUCCGAGUCGUCCAGCCCCACAUCGUCCAUUGAGUCAACAACACCAAUUGUACCGGCCAGUCCUGCGUCAGACUCAUCAUCUGCCUUCGACUUCGAUGGCGUCCUUGCCAAGUACACUAAGCGUCUCAACGAAGUCCAUAGUCUACUCGUUGACAUUGCGACGGAUGCAGGAAAGAUAAUGGUCGCAGCCGAGGAUUGUAUCAUCACGACCGUCCACAAGAACAACACAUCCGAUGUAGUCACCAAAUUCGACAAGCAAAUCGAAGCCAUGGCCGAACGACGCCUUACGGAAGCCUUCCCCGAUUGCACAUUCCUCGGCGAGGAGACGUUCAAGCAUGGCACAAAACUUGCGGACACGCCGACAUUCAUCGUAGAUCCAAUCGAUGGCACACUGAACUUCUCGCUUGGUGUACCCAACUGCGCUAUCUCUCUGGCCCUGACUAUCGACAAGAAGCCUGUCGUUGGAGUCGUAUUCAACCCUUUCCGCGGUGAUAUGUACCAUGCUGUCAAGGGUCAAGGCGCCUACCUGACGAAGACCUUCACCGGCCGCAAGAUCAAGCUGCCUAUCCAGCCCAUCCCCAAGCCAAUGCCUUCGCUCAAUUCCUGUCUCAUUGCUGUGGAAUGGGGCAACCAGCGCUCUGGUCCCAACUGGGCACUGCGCACCUCGAUUCACAACGCUCUCCUUACCUCCAAGGUCGAGGGCGGCGCAAUGUGCAAGUCCGUACGCUCAAAUGGCUCCGCAGCACUGGAUUUCUGCUACGUCGCACACGGCAUGCUCGAUGCCUUCUGGGAAGGAGGUGUGUACUCCUGGGACGUCGCUGCUGGAUGGUGCAUCCUGGAAGAAGCUGGUGGUGUUGUCGUUAGCGCCAACCCGGGUGGUUGGGAUCCGGAUCUAGAGGGUCGUCUUUACUUUGCUGUGCGCAAUGCGAAGCGCGAGGAUCAGCGUGCUGUUAUCCAGGAACUUUGGGGGAUGAUGGGAGAUAGGAAGUUUUCCCUGCACACCUCCCCUACCACGCUCGACCUCCAGUCCUUCGCAACCUACAUCACCCUCACCAGCGCCUUCAACGAGACCCACAGUCCAUGCAGCACCACACCUACUGAGUACAUGCCCUUUGACACCCGACGUGCCAACCCAACCCGACCCAAACGCCACACGCGCACAUACUGCCCAAGGAUCACCCACAAACGCCGCACCAUCUUCGACCAGGGUCACGACCCCCGAACAACUCACUUCACCGGCAGGCCUCUCACCUCCACCGAGAGACUACACGUAGCCCGCCAACGCCUCCGCAAGUUCGAGAAGACGCAAUCCCGCAAAGCACAGCGGAAGACUUGGGUCCGUAACGGAAGAAUAAAUACGCCAACCUCCGGUGUACUCCAAGCCCCCGUCCAAGGACAAGGCCGAACACUUUCGAACCACCGACCGAGAGCCACCAAUCCACUCGAACCACGCGAGAGGAGAAGGAUCAUCGAAGAGCGACGACUACGCAAACUCAGACGCCGAGAAGCUAGAGCGGAGAGAUUAGCGAACCGGGAGAUAGAGGAACUGAAGAAGAAGAAAGAGGAGCGCGCAGAGAAGAAGCAACAACGGAAGGAGGUUCGAGACGAGGCUAAAGCAGACACCAAGGCCAAGCUCCCGGAUACGACGAGCAAGAAGGCUAAGCUUCGGCUGUAUAUCACCUUGCUCAAACUCAGGUUUCAUCUCUAG